This is a messenger RNA of Helobdella robusta, 303 nucleotides long. RefSeq lists its product as hypothetical. The transcript has 3 exons. The record is from RefSeq and is a predicted model, not a curated record. Lineage: Eukaryota; Metazoa; Annelida; Clitellata; Rhynchobdellida; Glossiphoniidae. The coding region runs from base 1 to 303 and encodes 100 amino acids.
AUGGUCGAUGUUGAAGUUGUUGAAAUUUUAGAUGUCGUAAUUUUUCAUUGGCGGUCUGAGCUGACGAGGAUUGACCACGGUGAUGAUUUAGUCUCAGUAGCAACAUCGAGGUUGUUGUUGUUUUCAAUGGAGCAAAAUGUCUUCUGCCUCCUCCUACUCAAUGAAACGAAGGUGGCCUUAAAUCCCAGACUAACUGCUAUUAGUAGAGAUACGAUAAGGCAGUAUGAAAUCAGCGCGGCAUUUAGCAUGUCAUUCAUCUAUCUGUUUGCUAAUAUAGGCAUGACUGGAAGAACGUGCAGAUGA